Messenger RNA from Dendronephthya gigantea, 2547 nucleotides. RefSeq lists its product as uncharacterized. Gene Ontology annotation, molecular function: transmembrane signaling receptor activity. The transcript has a single exon. The coding region runs from base 1 to 2547 and encodes 848 amino acids. Lineage: Eukaryota; Metazoa; Cnidaria; Anthozoa; Malacalcyonacea; Nephtheidae. The record is from RefSeq and is a predicted model, not a curated record. Gene Ontology annotation, cellular component: membrane. Gene Ontology annotation, biological process: cell surface receptor signaling pathway.
AUGUAUGAUUAUACUGAGUAUCGAGUUCUGAAUGAUACCAUAAAGAUUUGUAACUCCACUGAUGACUACGUACGAAAUAUAUGGAAAAUGCGUAAUAACUGGGUGAAAAAACAAAUGUCUUUUAGAGGAUGCAAUAGAUGCUUUUACAUCCAAUAUUAUUUUGCAAGCAAAGAGUUACAUGUCUUUUGGGCACCCACUGUUCAAUAUUUCUCAAGAAAUAACUAUGGAGUUAUCAACGGUAUAACUUGUAUAUGCAAAGAAAAGUUACGAACAAUAUCAAGAGAGUUUACCAAGGAAGAUCUAUUAACAUGCAACGAUUCAAUCAUCAACAUAAAAUACGAUGAUGACUACAAAGUUUGGAAUAACUUUUCAAUACUCUAUAAGCACAAGACAUAUGAUUAUACUGAGUAUCGAGUUCUGAAUGAUACUAUAAAGAUUUGUAACUCAACUGAUGAUUACGUACGGAAUGUUUGGAAAAUGCGUAAUAACUGGGUGAAAAGACAAAUGACUUCUAAAGGAUGCAAUAAAUGCUUUUACAUCCAAUCUUAUGUUGUGAGCAAGCAGUUCCACGUCUAUAGGGCACCCACUGGUCAAUAUUUCUCAAGAAAUGACUAUGGAGUUACCAACGGUAAAACUUGUAUAUGCAAAGAAAAGUUAGGACCAAUAUCAAGAGAGUUUACCAAGGAAGAUCUAUUAACAUGCAACGAUUCAAUCAUCAACAUAAAAUACGAUGAUGACUACAAAGUUUGGAAUAACUUUUCAAUACUCUAUAAGAACAAGGUGUAUGAUUAUACUGAGUAUCGAGUUCUGAAUGAUACCACAAAGAUUUGUAACUCCACUGAUGACUACGUACGAAAUGUUUGGAAAAUGCGUAAUAAGUGGGUAAAAGGAAAAAUGUCCUUUAAAGAAUGCAAAUGCUCUUACAUCCGAUCUUAUGUUGUGAGCAAGCAGUUUCAUGUUUAUUGGCCACCCGCUAAUCAAUAUUUCUCAAGAAAUGAGUAUAGACUGUUUCUAGAUAAAAUUUGUUCAUGCAAAGAAAAGCUACGACCAAUAUCAACAAAGUAUACCAAGGAAGAUCUAUUAACAUGCAACGAUUCAAUCAUCAAUAUAAGAUACGAUGAUGAAUACAAAGUUUGGAAUAACUUUUCAUUACUCUAUAAGAACAAGGUGUAUGAUUAUACCGAGUAUCGAGUCCUCAAUGAUACCAUAAAGAUUUGUAACUCCACUGAUGACUACGUACGGGAUAUUUGGAAAUUGCGUAACAAGUGGGUGAAAAACUUCAUAUCUUUUAAAAGUUGUAAUAGAUCCAUAAUCACGAAAACACACAAGCGAGGGGAUUUUCCUCUUCUGAAAGAAGUCAAGUUGCAGGAGACCACAAUAAAAGUAACAAUCUACAAGCGAGGCUACAAGCAAGGAGAUUUUCUGCUUCUGAAAGAAGUUCUUCCGGAGACGACAAAUUACACGUACAUCGACAAUACAAGUUUCGUUGAGACAAAAAACAACAACACCUUGCAUAAAGACAUUAUGCCUACAGAGAUGACUAAUACUAGCAUGCCGUCUUUAAAUAAAGCUGCAACAAAGUACAGUUACGGCGUGUUUGAAGGUAAAUUUAUAAUAUGUUCUGAUGAACAUGUGAAUCUUGAUAUAUCAGAUAUUGAAAUUACUUUCAUAGCACCAUUUUGUGCCUUGGCUCUCUCAAUUAUUUGUUUAUUACUGUUGUUGAUAGUUUAUGGGAUGCUUCCAGAGUUGCGAACUCUUCCUGGUUUGAAUUUGAUGAGUUUAAGUUUCUCAUUUCUCUUGGCAUUGAUUAAUUACGCAGUGUAUUUGUCACUGUAUUUACGUGUUGGUAAAGAAUUGGAUUUCCCAUGUGCGAGGCUGGAAAUAACAAAUAAGUUUAUUACGUAUAACAUUCUCAUGAAUGCUGUUGUUAACAUCUAUCACUUGAGAAAAACCUUUUACCACAAUACUUUGGUGAGAUCUGAUGUAAACAAGUUGAAAACCUUUUUUAAGUACAGUCUCUUUGGCUGGGGUGUUCCUGUCGUUAUAACUAUUGUCUACAUCGUUCUUGUGAAGACUGAAGUCUUGAGGUUUCAUCAGAAUAGCACUCAGAGGUCGGUUUCUUGUGCUAGGGAUGGUAAAAUUCCUAAUUGGCUCGUUGUUGCUGAGAAUUAUGGUGUUCCAGGCUGUCUGUUGUUGUACAUCAUUGCAAUGUUCAUCUUCACCGCUUAUAGAAUUCGCGAAAAACUCAGAGUAAGCGACAACAUUGUACGGAGAUCAAACAUUGUUAAGAAUCGCAGAAACUUUGUCUUGCUUUUUAAGCUGUUAGCCACUACAGCUAUCAGCUGGAUUCCUCUUGUAUUUGAAGAUUUAGUGUUUAAUUCUGACGUAAUGAUAGCAUUACUGACGGUAGCGUGGCUUACUGGUGUUUAUGUUGGAAUUGCGUUUGUCUUCACUCGAAAAAAUUACCAGCUUUUGAAGAAGAAAUAUUUUAGCGAGCCCGAAAGCGAGUAUAAAAUAUCGAAAACAACUCAAUUUAGCAAACAUUGA